Molecule: messenger RNA, 444 nt
Organism: Triticum turgidum subsp. durum (durum wheat)
Lineage: Eukaryota; Viridiplantae; Streptophyta; Magnoliopsida; Poales; Poaceae
Source: the annotation of a GenBank genome assembly
AUGCUUGCUUUUGGUACUCUAGAAAAGCAAAUCUUGGUCGAACCUAUAUUGGCCCAAUGGAUACAAUCUUCUCAUGGCAAGAUGACAUAUGGGUUCGAUAUAAUCUUAUCUACAACGAAUGGUCCCGCUUUCAAUGCGGGUCGAAGCCUAUGGUUGCCAGGAUGGUUGAAUGUUGUUAAUGAGAAUAGUAAUUCACUUUUCUUAACAAUAGGACCUGGGGAUUUCUUGGUUCAUCAUGCUAUUGCUCUAGGUUUGCAUACAACUACAUUGAUUUUAGUAAAGGGCGAUUUAGAUGAACACGAUUCCAAAUUAAUGUUGGGUAAAAAGGAUUUUGGGUAUAGUUUUCCUUGUGACGGCCCACGACAUGGCGGUACUUGUGAUAUUUUUGCUUGGGACGCAUUUUAUUUUGCACUUUUUUACUCAACGACGCAAUUGAGCUGGUGA